CUUAAACCCACCACAUUCUCGCUUAAAAUACACGUGACUACCUUAAAAUCCUUAGUAAACUCUCUCCUUUUACCUUUCUCAGACUCUCCAGCUACGCUUUACCAACGCAGUAAAAAUGACCAGCUUGAUGAAAGAUCCGUUCCAAAUUGACUUUGCCGCCCUUAAAAAGGGUGAAAUUAGCAUGGGUACCACAAUCACGGCCCUUCGUUUUCAAGAAGGCGUUAUACUUGCUGCCGAUUCUCGGACCACGAUGGGUGCUUACAUUGCAAACCGUGUUACCGACAAGUUGACUCAGUUGAGUGAAAAAAUUUGGUGCUGUCGGAGUGGUUCUGCAGCUGAUACUCAAGCCGUUGCUGAUAUCCUCAAGUAUUAUUUGUCCCAAUAUCGUAUGCAGUAUGGAGUCGAACCUACUGUUCAAACAGCAGCCUCCCUUGCUUCAGAAAUGUGCUACCAAAACAAAGACUACCUGACUGCCGGCUUAAUCAUCGCCGGUUACGACGAAGAAACGGGAGGCGAGGUGUACAGCAUUCCGUUGGGUGGAAGUGUUCACAGACAGCCUUUGGCUAUUGGAGGAAGUGGUUCAGCUUUCAUCUACGGUUUCUGUGAUGCCAACUUCAAAGAAAACAUGGACAAGGAAACGGCAAUUCAAUUCCUUAAAAAUGCUGUCGGAUUGGCCAUGGAGCGCGAUCGCAGCAGCGGUGGUACUAUCCGCAUGGUGAUACUCACCAAGAGUGGAAUCGAACGCAAGUUUUUCGCUCUAAACACGGCGAAUCCCCUUCCAACGUUCCCCAUACAACAAAAGUAGAAUGAGUGCAAAGUCGUGCUAACCGUGCGGCGUAUGAAUCAAUGACCUGUGAAAACUAUGUUCAAUGAAUGAUUUCAAACAAAUUAAAAAGAUAAAAAGAUUUAUGUAAGAGAAAGUAAUAGGGAGUGCGUGUGUAACGAAUGAAAAGGAAACAAUGAAAGAACACACUGCCAGCAACAACAGUUGAUGUAAGAAAUUAAAAAAAAUUAAAAAUGAAAGACUGUUUUCUGUAAAGGUGACAUGGUCGGAUUGCCAAUGAAAGCAAUGACCCGAACAUCCUUAAGCUGCAUCUUUAAGCUCGUGAUACACAAUCAUCUCACCGUACGCUUGCCACCAGUCGGCAACGUACAUUGGAUGAAAUUCGUCUAAAGACGUAUCCCAGAACUUUCCAUGCGCUGCACGAAGGUAAGGAUGGUCAUUGGGUUGACACCAAACACCGUUGUACGACCAGUCAAUGCGAGUCCAUGGGAACCAACCAUCCUCAUCGUAGGCUAGAUUGAGCAAACUCUGUUCCAUCAUGCGUGCGUCUUCAUACAUGUAUGGGUACCGAGCAAUUGUAAGCAGACGCUGCAUGUGAAGCUUACUUGGUUUCAACAACAUAAGACCAGCGUUGAACAUACUGGCAGGUCUUACUGGAAUAGGGUGAUCAUUCGAACGGUCAUCAGUAGCGGCCAGCAAGUAUGGGUACAUGUCUUCAUGUUUAACGCUGUAUGCGCUAAAAUCGUCAACAAAAAUAUAUCUCUCGUUGUCGUUUGGAUUGACAAAAUUGUGUGCUUUUGCAAUGUCUGGCUGUGGAGGUUGAGUAGCAUACGGAGUAUCAAAUAUAUCGUCCAUGUUUCUCAAAAUUAACAAAUCGCUGUCGACAAUACAGACCUUGUCGAACUGCUCCAGCUCAAACACACGAAGCUUUGUAAACAUAUGCUGCCAACGGGGACUGCCUGUCAGCACUUGAGCGCCCUCCUCCACGAAGUCUUGCGGCAAAAGAGGGUCAACAAGAAUAACUUUUGCUCCGUCCUUUUUAAGACGCUGAAUCUUCCAUUCCUCAACGCCUUUCAUAACCAUUACAUGGACCUCAUACUUUGUUUUCACCGGCUCUCUGUGAAGCAGUCUGUAGGCCCAGAGUCUUGUAGCAUUAAAGUAGAAAUCUUCCUCAGUUGUCGGCGGCGUAAGGAAAGUCAGAUACGUGUAUCUACCCUCCUUAGGUUUUGCUUUACGUCCGAGAGCAUGAUCUGUCGAUUCAUUGCUGCCGAAGCCGUUUCGAGAGAGCAAAUUGUCCAAAGCCUGCGAAUCAGCAUGGCUAUAGACGUAUAGAACCGAAAUUAGUACAUUGAAAGCGACAAAAACGAG
Schizosaccharomyces japonicus yFS275 is the source of this 2152-nucleotide messenger RNA. RefSeq names its product 20S proteasome component beta 1 Pre3. Gene Ontology annotation, molecular function: threonine-type endopeptidase activity; endopeptidase activity. Gene Ontology annotation, cellular component: cytoplasm; nucleus; proteasome storage granule. The transcript has 5 exons. The record is from RefSeq and is a predicted model, not a curated record. Gene Ontology annotation, biological process: proteasomal ubiquitin-independent protein catabolic process; protein catabolic process; proteasome-mediated ubiquitin-dependent protein catabolic process. NCBI's taxonomy places the organism in Eukaryota, Fungi, Ascomycota, Schizosaccharomycetes, Schizosaccharomycetales, Schizosaccharomycetaceae. The coding region runs from base 116 to 805 and encodes 229 amino acids.